UUCUGCAGCUCGAAUUCUGCUGCUUUGCGUUCAACGAUCUAAGAAAAUAAUAAUUAGUUUAAUUCACACACAAAGACGUUUCAAUAUGCGAACAAAUGUCACAACGAAGAUCUUUGCUCGGCUGUGUGUUUUUCUCCUGUAUGGGACUUUGCCUUCACUGCGAGCAGAGAAACACUCGCUGUAUUACAUUUACACGGCUUUGUCCAAACCUGUCGAUCUGCCGGGCAUCUAUCAGUUCAGUGCUAUGGGUCUGCUAGACGACAGACAGAUCGACUCUUACAAUAGUGAGGAACAGAGAAAGAUUCCCACACAGCAGUGGAUGAAAGAGAAAAUGCAGGAGGAUUACUGGGAGAAAGGCACCCAGUCCAGAAAGAGCAAAGAACAGUGGUUUAAUGUGAAUGUUGAAAUUCUGAUGAAACGCAUGAGACACAAUGAAUCAGAUCUUCAUGUUCUUCAGUGGAGAGUUGGUUGUGAAAUUGAGAAACAAGGAGAUGAAGUGAGGGUUUCCAAAGGCAUUGAUGAGUACAGCUACGAUGGAGAAAACUUUCUGUCUUUUGAUGAGGAAGCGUCUCAGUGGGUCGCUCCUGUUGAUGAAGCUCUACCAACCAAGAGAAAAUGGGACAAUGUGCCGAUCCUAAACCAAUACACCAAAGGAUACCUGGAGAAAGAGUGUGUGGACUGGCUCAACAAAUUCAGAGAUUAUGCAGACGAGGAGCAGAGAAAAGCUUCUCCUCCAGAUGUUCGUGUGUUUGCAAGGAAAUCCAGUGAUGAAUCCAAGCUGAAACUCACCUGUCUGGCCACCGGUUUCUACUCUAAAGACGUGACGAUGACUGUUAGGAAAAAUCACACAUCUGUGUGUGAAGAAGAGGUUGAAUCCACAGGAAUCAGACCAAACCAUGAUGGGACGUUCCAGCUGAGGAAGAGUGUGGAGAUCAAUGAGGAUGAAAAAGAUGAAUAUGAUUGUUUUGUGUCCCACAGAACCUUCAAAUCAAUUAUCAUGAAACUGGGACAAGUUACUGAACCGUUGAUCGCUGAAGCAUCUGCUGGACGAGAGAAAGCUGGAGAAACAUCAGACAGCUGUGUGACGGUCUCUCCGGAGAAAGUCAUUCAAACUGAGAAACACUCGCUGUAUUACAUUUACACGGCUUUGUCCAAACCUGUCGAUCAGCCGGGCAUCUAUCAGUUCAGUGCUAUGGGUCUGCUAGACGACAGACAGAUCGACUCUUACAAUAGUGAGCAACAGAGAAAGAUUCCCACACAGCAGUGGAUGAAAGAGAAAAUGCAGGAGGAUUACUGGGAGAAAGGCACCCAGUCCAGAAAGAGCAAAGAACAGUGGUUUAAUGUGAAUGUUGAUAUUCUGAUGAAACGCAUGAGACACAAUGAAUCAGAUCGUCAUGUUCUUCAGUGGAGACACGGUUGUGAAAUUGAGAAACAAGGAGAUGAAGUGAAGUUUUCCAAAGGCAUUAGUGAAUACGGCUUUGAUGGAGAAAACUUUCUGUCUUUUGAUGAGGAAGCGUCUCAGUGGGUCGCUCCUGUUGAUGCAGCUCUACCAACCAAGAGAAAAUGGGACAAUGUGCCGAUCCUAAACCAAUACACCAAAGGAUACCUGGAGAAAGAGUGUGUGGACUGGCUCAACAAAUUCAGAGAUUAUGCAGACGAGGAGCAGAGAAAAGCUUCUCCUCCAGAUGUUCGUGUGUUUGCAAGGAAAUCCAGUGAUGAAUCCAAGCUGAAACUCACCUGUCUGGCCACCGGUUUCUACUCUAAAGACGUGACGAUGACUGUUAGGAAAAAUCACACAUCUGUGUGUGAAGAAGAGGUUGAAUCCACAGGAAUCAGACCAAACCAUGAUGGGACGUUCCAGCUGAGGAAGAGUGUGGAGAUCAAUGAGGAUGAAAAAGAUGAAUAUGAUUGUUUUGUGUUCCACAGAACCUUCAAAUCAAUUAUCAUGAAACUGGGACAAGUUACUGAACCGUUGAUCGCUGAAGCAUCUGCUGGACGAGAGAAAGCUGGAGAAACAUCAGACAGCUGUGUGACGGUCUCUCCGGAGAAAGUCAUUCAAACUGAGAAACACUCGCUGUAUUACAUUUACACGGCUUUGUCCAAACCUGUCGAUCUGCCGGGCAUCUAUCAGUUCAGUGCUAUGGGUCUGCUAGACGACAGACAGAUCGACUCUUACAAUAGUGAGGAACAGAGAAAGAUUCCCACACAGCAGUGGAUGAAAGAGAAAAUGCAGGAGGAUUACUGGGAGAAAGGUACCCAGUCCAGAAAGAGCAAAGAACAGUGGUUUAAUGUGAAUGUUGAAAUUCUGAUGAAACGCAUGAGACACAAUGAAUCAGAUCGUCAUGUUCUUCAGUGGAGACACGGUUGUGAAAUUGAGAAACAAGGAGAUGAAGUGAAGUUUUCCAAAGGCAUUAGUGAAUACGGCUUUGAUGGAGAAAACUUUCUGUCUUUUGAUGAGGAAGCGUCUCAGUGGGUCGCUCCUGUUGAUGAAGCUCUACCAACCAAGAGAAAAUGGGACAAUGUGCCGAUCCUAAACCAAUACACCAAAGGAUACCUGGAGAAAGAGUGUGUGGACUGGCUCAACAAAUUCAGAGAUUAUGCAGACGAGGAGCAGAGAAAAGCUUCUCCUCCAGAUGUUCGUGUGUUUGCAAGGAAAUCCAGUGAUGAAUCCAAGCUGAAACUCACCUGUCUGGCCACCGGUUUCUACUCUAAAGACGUGACGAUGACUGUUAGGAAAAAUCACACAUCUGUGUGUGAAGAAGAGGUUGAAUCCACAGGAAUCAGACCAAACCAUGAUGGGACGUUCCAGCUGAGGAAGAGUGUGGAGAUCAAUGAGGAUGAAAAAGAUGAAUAUGAUUGUUUUGUGUUCCACAGAACCUUCAAAUCAAUUAUCAUGAAACUGGGACAAGUUACUGAACCGUUGAUCGCUGAAGCAUCUGCUGGACGAGAGAAAGCUGGAGAAACAUCAGACAGCUGUGUGACGGUCUCUCCGGAGAAAGUCAUUCAAACUGAGAAACACUCGCUGUAUUACAUUUACACGGCUUUGUCCAAACCUGUCGAUCUGCCGGGCAUCUAUCAGUUCAGUGCUAUGGGUCUGCUAGACGACAGACAGAUCGACUCUUACAAUAGUGAGGAACAGAGAAAGAUUCCCACACAGCAGUGGAUGAAAGAGAAAAUGCAGGAGGAUUACUGGGAGAAAGGCACCCAGUCCAGAAAGAGCAAAGAACAGUGGUUUAAUGUGAAUGUUGAAAUUCUGAUGAAACGCAUGAGACACAAUGAAUCAGAUCGUCAUGUUCUUCAGUGGAGACACGGUUGUGAAAUUGAGAAACAAGGAGAUGAAGUGAAGUUUUCCAAAGGCAUUAGUGAAUACGGCUUUGAUGGAGAAAACUUUCUGUCUUUUGAUGAGGAAGCGUCUCAGUGGGUCGCUCCUGUUGAUGAAGCUCUACCAACCAAGAGAAAAUGGGACAAUGUGCCGAUCCUAAACCAAUACACCAAAGGAUACCUGGAGAAAGAGUGUGUGGACUGGCUCAACAAAUUCAGAGAUUAUGCAGACGAGGAGCAGAGAAAAGCUUCUCCUCCAGAUGUUCGUGUGUUUGCAAGGAAAUCCAGUGAUGAAUCCAAGCUGAAACUCACCUGUCUGGCCACCGGUUUCUACUCUAAAGACGUGACGAUGACUGUUAGGAAAAAUCACACAUCUGUGUGUGAAGAAGAGGUUGAAUCCACAGGAAUCAGACCAAACCAUGAUGGGACGUUCCAGCUGAGGAAGAGUGUGGAGAUCAAUGAGGAUGAAAAAGAUGAAUAUGAUUGUUUUGUGUCCCACAGAACCUUCAAAUCAAUUAUCAUGAAACUGGGACAAGUUACUGAACCGUUGAUCGCUGAAGCAUCUGCUGGACGAGAGAAAGCUGGAGAAACAUCAGACAGCUGUGUGACGGUCUCUCCGGAGAAAGUCAUUCAAACUGAGAAACACUCGCUGUAUUACAUUUACACGGCUUUGUCCAAACCUGUGGAUCAGCCGGGCAUCUAUCAGUUCAGUGCUAUGGGUCUGCUAGACGACAGACAGAUCGACUCUUACAAUAGUGAGGAACAGAGAAAGAUUCCCACACAGCAGUGGAUGAAAGAGAAAAUGCAGGAGGAUUACUGGGAGAAAGGCACCCAGUCCAGAAAGAGCAAAGAACAGUGGUUUAAUGUGAAUGUUGAAAUUCUGAUGAAACGCAUGAGACACAAUGAAUCAGGUCUUCAUGUUUUUCAGUGGAGACACGGUUGUGAAGUUGAGCAGGAGGGAGAUGAAGUAAAGUUUUCCAAAGGCAUUAGUGAAUACGGCUUCGAUGGAGUGGACUUUCUGUCUUUUAAUAAUAAAGAGUCUCAGUGGCUCGCCUCAGUUGAUGCAGCUCUACCAACCAAGAGAAAAUGGGACAGUGUGCCGAUCCUAAACCAAUACACCAAAGGAUACCUGGAGAAAGAGUGUGUGGACUGGCUCAACAAAUUCAGAGAUUAUGGAAAUGGGCACCUCAGAAACACCUCUCCUCCAGAUGUUCAUGUCUUUGCAAACAGGUCUUUCAGAGACAAAACCAAGCUAAAACUCACCUGUCUAGUCAGUGGCUUCUACCCCAAAGACAUGACACUGGUCAUGAGGAAAUAUCGCACAUCUCUGUGUGAAAAUGAGGUUGAAUCCACAGGCAUCAGACCAAACCAUGAUGAAACCUUCCAGCUGAGGAAGAGUGUGGAGAUCAAUGAGGAUGAAAAAGCAGAAUAUGAUUGUUUUGUGUCCCACAGAACCUUCAAAGAACCAGUUAUUGUCCAAUGGGAUGCUGUGACGGCAUGAUUGGAGAUACAGCUGUUUCACACUGGAACCGUAUGUGACUGGAAGCAGUGGAAAUUGGAUUAGCAUGCUUUUUAAGCUCUACUUUAAAUCAUUUUAGCAUGCUUUUGUGUUGUUUGUUAGUUUUACACAAGCUACAUUUAUAUUCACCGAAAUAAUCAAUAAUCAUAAAAAAUAAUAUUACUCAUGUAACUCCGUUAUCAUUAAUCUGAAUAGAUUCACUGUGCAUGCACUGACUUGUUGAUCGGAAUAAAUAUAUUGCACAUGUAAACAGAUAUGUGAUAUAGAUUGCAAAGCUUAAGGCUUAUAUAAGCAGAAUUUUCACAAUCUGAAACAGGAUUGUAUUUAUUCGGAUUGUCAAAGAGUAGUGCAUGUAAAUAUAUACUGACUGUGUUAAUCAUGCUUAUUUGUAAUCUCAUUCCAUUUUAAUUUUAAUCACAAAACAAAUCCCUGUUACUUUAAAAGCAUCAUGAACUGCAUUUUUUAUAAUAAAUUGUUCACUUAUAACGUACAAUUUUUCAUUAAACAUAAUUUAGA
Carassius carassius (crucian carp) is the source of this 5356-nucleotide messenger RNA. RefSeq lists its product as uncharacterized. Gene Ontology annotation, biological process: immune response. Gene Ontology annotation, cellular component: external side of plasma membrane. The record is from RefSeq and is a predicted model, not a curated record. The transcript has 25 exons. Lineage: Eukaryota; Metazoa; Chordata; Actinopteri; Cypriniformes; Cyprinidae. Bases 86 to 4822 code for a protein of 1578 amino acids.